Messenger RNA from Hibiscus syriacus, 754 nucleotides. Its product is annotated as caffeoyl-CoA O-methyltransferase-like. The coding region runs from base 29 to 751 and encodes 240 amino acids. The record is from RefSeq and is a predicted model, not a curated record. Lineage: Eukaryota; Viridiplantae; Streptophyta; Magnoliopsida; Malvales; Malvaceae. Gene Ontology annotation, molecular function: O-methyltransferase activity; S-adenosylmethionine-dependent methyltransferase activity. The transcript has 5 exons.
AGCGAAUUGUACCUGAAAUAAUUUUGCAAUGGAAGUCUCGAGCUUGAAUCAUAAGUCCCUCAUCGUUGAUGCCCCAGUUCUAGAGUACAUCUUGGAAAAAAAUGCCUACCCUAAAGAGCACGAGCAACUCAAGGAAUUAAGAGAAAUCACUGCCAAGAAGUGUGAAGAGAGGAGCUUCAUGAGUGUACCAGUUGAUGAAGCGCAAUUUUUAUCUAUGCUUUUAAAGAUUAUGAAUGCCAAGAAAACAAUGGAAAUCGGAGUUUUUACCGGCUAUUCUCUUCUUGCCACCGCCCUCGCACUACCCGAUGAUGGUCAGAUAACCGCAAUCGAUUUGGACAAAGAAGCUUAUGAAAUUGGAUUGCCAUUCAUACAAAAGGCUGGAGUUGAGCAUAAGAUUAACUUCAUUCAAUCAGAUGCCUUCUCAAUUCUGGAUCAUCUUAUUAAGAAUGAAGAAGAAGCGAGUUUCGAUUUCAUAUUUGUUGAUGCCGAAAAGGAAGAUUACAUGAGAUUCCAUGAGAAAGUGAUGAAAUUGGUGAAAAUAGGAGGGAUUGCAGCUUACGAUAACACAUUAUGGCUUGGGUCUGUGGCUUACGAACAAGACGACGACAAAUAUAGCGCAAUGCCCGAAUCUAUAUGGAAAAAUAAAGAUUAUGUAAUUCAAUUCAAUGACUUCAUAGUAUCUGAUCCUCGAGUUGAAUCCUCUCUUCUUUCCCUUGGUGAUGGUCUCACCCUCUGUAGGCGCCUAUAUUAAUCA